Molecule: messenger RNA, 1795 nt
Organism: Cajanus cajan (pigeon pea)
Lineage: Eukaryota; Viridiplantae; Streptophyta; Magnoliopsida; Fabales; Fabaceae
Product: phloretin 4'-O-glucosyltransferase
Molecular function (GO): quercetin 3-O-glucosyltransferase activity; quercetin 7-O-glucosyltransferase activity
Source: RefSeq, a predicted model, not a curated record
AUUCACAGACUCACUCAUUCCUCAAGCUCAAGCUACAACACACGUAUAUCCCAGUCAGCACGUGAGUGAAUUUUCACGCGCCACCGCAACCAUGGUGCACCACCGCUUCCUCCUCAUAACAUACCCCAUACAAGGCCACAUCAACCCGGCCAUCCAGUUCGCCAAGCGUCUCGCAGCCACCGGCGUCCACGUCACCUUCGUCACCAGCGUCUACCACCACAGCCGCAUGCUCAAAAAACCCACCGUCCCCGGCCUCUCCUUCUCCACCUUCUCCGACGGCUACGACGACGGUUACAGAACCACCGACGACUCCCAAGUCGUCUCCUACAUCUCCGAGCUGAAGCGGCGCGGCGCAGAGUGUCUCAGAAAUAUCAUAACCGCCGCCAAAAACGAUGGCCAACCUUUCACCUGCUUAGCCUACACCAUCCUCCUUCCCUGGGCCGGACGGGUGGCGCGUGAGUUUCACCUCCCGGGGGCGCUGCUGUGGAUUCAACCAGCCACGGUUUUCGAUAUCUACUAUCACUACUUCCACCAAUACAAGGACUACAUCAGCCACCAAUCGCACAUAGAGUUGCCGGGCUUGCCAUUUUCACUCACUUCACGUGACAUUCCCUCCUUCCUGUUAUCCUCCAAUAUCUACACUUUUGCCCUCCCAACCUUCCAAGAACAGUUUGAAGAUCUCGACGGAGAAACCAACCCUAUAGUUCUCGUUAACACCUUUGAGGAGUUGGAAUCCGAGUCCUUGAGAGCAGUUGAUAAGUUCACCAUGAUACCAAUUGGGCCACUCAUUCCCUCUGCCUUCUUGGAUGGUAAAGACCCGAGUGAUACUUCCUUUGGUGGUGAUAUCUUUGAUGGCUCUAAUGAUUACGUUGAAUGGUUGGACUCGAAGCCUGAGUUGUCUGUGGUUUAUGUUUCAUUUGGUACCCUUGCUGUGUUGAAUAAGAGACAGACGGAGGAGCUUGCACGUGCGUUGCUGGAUUCUGGGUAUCCUUUCUUGUGGGUUAUUAGAGAAAACAAUGGAAAGGAAGAGAAGGAGAAGUUACAAGAGGUGAGCUGCAGAGAGGAGCUGGAGGUGAAGGGGAAGAUAGUGAAAUGGUGUUCUCAGGUGGAGGUUCUGUCUCAUGGUUCAUUGGGGUGUUUUGUGUCGCACUGUGGAUGGAAUUCGACUACGGAAAGUUUGGCUUCGGGGGUUCCUAUGGUGGCGUUUCCUCAGUGGUCAGAUCAAAUGACUAAUGCGAAGUUGGUGCAAGAUGUGUGGAAGACUGGGGUGAGAGUGGAUGAUAAGGUGAAUGAGGAAGGGGUAGUGGAAGCUGAAGAGAUUAGGAAGUGUUUGGAAGUGGUCAUGGGGAGUGGAGAAAAAGGACAAGAAAUGAGAAGGAAUGCUGAGAAAUGGAAAUGCUUGGCCAGAGAAGCUGUGAAGGAAGGGGGCUCUUCGGAUAGGAAUAUGAGGACUUUUCUCGAUGAUGUUGCAAAACAUGGACAGGAAUAGUUCUUUGAUGUAACUCGUUUUGUUGGGUACUUGAAAGAAAAAAGAAGAAAAAAAGAACUUGGAUAGGAAAAUUGUUUCUUGUCAAGACAAUAAAGCAGAAGAUUCAAGUGUGUUUUAGCAUGUUAUCGAAUAUUCCUAAUUACCCUUUAGGUAAACUAUCUUUGUUGGAUUUAGUCAAAAAGAAAAAUUGAACAACCCGGGGUAAGUCAAGUGCAUGUACAUGAAUGAAUUUUUGAAGGAUAACCAUCCUAAUCUUUCCAAUUGCUAAGAAUAUCAUCGUACCUUAAAGUUGCAAUUUAAACUUCA